AAGUGUAGACAUGGCGGCUAUUUGGAGCUUCUAAUAAAACAAAAUGUAACGAGGCUAUAGAAAAUAGGAAAUAGUUUCAAUUACAGACCCCUAUAAAAUGUUUGCCAAUUUUCGUGGGCAAAUUGUCGGUGUUUUGUCACAAACAUUAAACAAACAUUGACCUUGAUUGGGAAGCGUAAUAAUACCGGGAUGGUUUUUUAUUGUGGCUGGGAAAAUAGUGUGAAAGUGUUACUUAACGCUUUUAUUGUGAGCAAUGCAACGAAAUAAAAAAGGUUCUUAUCAAUUUAACCCACCUACCCAAUGGUGGAGUAUUGACAAACCAUCAGACAUCAGACAGCUGUAGAAGAAACAACCAACGACAUGUUGCAUUGCAAGGAUUGGCUUUUAGUAUUUUGCGCAUGUGCAACCCUCAACGGCGCUCUAGGAUUCGAUAGUAAGAUUGUUAAUGGCACUUUGGCUUUGCCUGGAGAAUUUCCUUAUAUGGUCUCCUUGAGAAAUUCUUUUUCGGGACGCCACUCAUGUGGUGGCUCUUUAUUAAAUCGUGUUUGGGUCUUAACUGCCGCCCAUUGUGUUAAUAAACGGGAUGCCCAUAAAAUAAAUGUACAAUAUGGCAGCAAUGAAUUGGAUCGAAAUUCAACAAAUGUGGCCAAUUUGGCAAAAAUAUUCGUGCAUGAGGGCUACGAUCCCUCCAAUAGAUAUAUACAUGAUAUUGCAUUGCUAAGACUCGAUAAACCGGCUAAAGUGGAAAAAGAUUUCAUGGGAGUGCGUUUGCCGGAAUAUAAAAUGCAGACAGCUGAGGAAACACCAGCCAUUUUAAUUGGUUGGGGCCUUAAUGAGACUGGUGGCUACAUACAAAAUCAUUUGCAAAAAGUGGAUUUGGAUGUAUUCAGCGAUGCCGAAUGUAGUCGCCGUCAUGGUAUUCCAAUGCAUGCUUCGAAUAUUUGUGCUGGGGUUCCUGAGGGUGGCAAAGGACAAUGUAGCGGUGAUUCUGGAGGACCCCUCCUUGUUAAUGAUACUCAGAUUGGUAUUGUCUCAUGGUCUCGCAAACCCUGCACCGUUCCCCCCUAUCCUGGUGUGUUUACUGAAGUUUCUGCCUAUGUUGGUUGGAUUUUAGAGACAAUCCUCGAUGCCGAGGAUGAAGAGGAAUUUGGCGAUAGUGAAGAGGGUACCAAUGGCAUUGAGGGCAUAUUGAGUGGAAAUUUAAUUGUUGUUCGUUCGCCAAAGCAUUUUCAAUUGAAAAAGAAUUAAAGGAAAUAAAUGUGAAUGCUUUAUGAUACUUAAA
Messenger RNA from Stomoxys calcitrans (stable fly), 1282 nucleotides. RefSeq names its product trypsin-1. The transcript is spliced from 4 exons. Gene Ontology annotation, molecular function: serine-type endopeptidase activity. Gene Ontology annotation, biological process: proteolysis. Lineage: Eukaryota; Metazoa; Arthropoda; Insecta; Diptera; Muscidae. Bases 361 to 1248 code for a protein of 295 amino acids. The record is from RefSeq and is a predicted model, not a curated record.